ACAAAAGAGGGAGAAGAGAAGAGUAAUCGAAGAUGAUGAGAACCUUAGUAGCAAGAGCAUUAUCAGGAAGAGAUUCUCUUCGUGUUCAUCGUAGUUUCUCUCAAUUGGCUCAUCAGAGAGAAAGUUCUGAUGUCGUUCCUAAAAUGCCUCCUUUCGAUUACACUCCUCCACCCUAUACGGGACCAUCUUCUGCUGAGAUCUUGCAGAAGCGAAAAGAGUAUCUCAGCCCUUCCAUGUUCUAUUUAUACAAGAACCCUUUGAACGUGGUGGAUGGGAAGAUGCAAUACCUCUUCGAUGAGAAUGGACGUCGAUACCUUGAUGCAUUCGCAGGGAUAGCAACCGUUUGCUGCGGCCACUGUCACCCAGAUGUGGUGAAAGCAAUCGUCAAUCAGGCGAACCGCUUGCAGCACUCCCCCGUUCUUUAUCUUAAUCAUGCCAUAGCUGAUUUUGCAGAGGCUCUGGCUUCCAAGUUACCCGGAGAUCUCAAGGUUGUUUUCUUCACAAACUCUGGGACUGAAGCAAACGAGCUGGCGAUGAUGAUGGCUCGAUUGUAUACUGGUGCUCAUGAUAUCAUCUCACUCAGGAAUGCUUACCAUGGCAACGCUGGUGGGACAAUGGGAACCACUGCCCAAUCCAUCUGGAAGUUCAAUGUUAUUCAGAGUGGAGUUCAUCAUGCAUUGAACCCAGACCCAUACAGGGGUAUUUUUGGCUCAGAUGGGGAGAAAUAUGCAAGAGAUGUCCAAGAGACCAUUGACUUUGGAACUUCUGGUCGUGUUGCUGGCUUCAUUAGUGAAGCAAUACAGGGAAUUGGUGGAAUUAUAGAGUUGGCUCCAGGUUACUUGCCUGCUGCAUAUGACAGUGUAAGGAAAGCAGGAGGGCUAUGUAUUGCUGAUGAAAUUCAGGCAGGUUUUGCUCGCACUGGGAGCCAUUUCUGGGGAUUUGAAUCCCAGGGUGUUGUGCCUGACAUAGUGACAAUGGCAAAGGGUAUUGGAAAUGGAAUUCCUAUUGGUGCAGUGGUAACGACUCCUGAGAUUGCGAAAGUCUUGACUUAUCGUAGUUAUUUUAAUACCUUUGGUGGAAAUCCAUUAUGUACUGCUGGAGGGCUAGCUGUUCUUAGAGUAAUUGAGAGAGAAAAUCUUCAGCAGAAUGCACAUGUGGUGGGUUCUUAUCUAAAAGAGCGUCUCACUUCUCUCAUGGAGAAGUAUGAACUUAUCGGCGAUGUAAGGGGAAGAGGUUUGAUGCUUGGAGUUGAACUUGUCACUGAUCGUAAAUUGAAAACUCCAGCCAAGGCUGAAACUUUGCACAUUAUGGAUCAGAUGAAAGAAAUGGGAGUUCUGAUUGGGAAAGGAGGGUUUUAUGGUAACGUGUUCAGAAUUACACCUCCCCUCUGUUUCACGAAGGACAACGCAGACUUCGUUGUGGAUGUGAUGGACUACACAAUGUCGAAGAUGUGAAGCUUCUGGUGAUGCAGUUGAUAAAUACUCAUCCCCUGUCGAUCAAUCUAUGUAUAUCUGCUGUCAAUGCUAAUUAUCAAUCUAUAUCUAUCUUUUGGAGUAAUUGAAUAAAAUUAUGUAAACUCUGUCAUAGAGAUGAUGGAGACACCA
This is a messenger RNA of Telopea speciosissima, 1604 nucleotides long. RefSeq names its product alanine--glyoxylate aminotransferase 2 homolog 3, mitochondrial-like. The transcript has 9 exons. Gene Ontology annotation, molecular function: transaminase activity; pyridoxal phosphate binding. The coding region runs from base 33 to 1454 and encodes 473 amino acids. Gene Ontology annotation, cellular component: mitochondrion. Lineage: Eukaryota; Viridiplantae; Streptophyta; Magnoliopsida; Proteales; Proteaceae. The record is from RefSeq and is a predicted model, not a curated record.